CUAAGAUCAAUAUUGUUUACUAGUUCCUUGCUGUUCAGUGCAGGCUUCCUGUCUAGCUCUGGGCCAAUGUUCUAGAAUUUGGAAACCAAUUUGUUGUUGAUUGAUGUUAUUACUGGAACUUGUGUUCCAGUUUCAGUAUCUAGUCACCAGUCUUAUUCCGUCCGGUGUGUGCGAAUAGUUAAUAGUAGGUGUGGCGCCCUUAACCAGUAUUGGCAUUAGCUAAUAACAUCUUAGGUUCUAAAUUAGAGGCUCUCUAAAUCUGAGUUUCAGUUUUACUGGUUCGUGUCGAGAUUCAGAGAAGAAGAAGAAGAUUAGAGAUUCAAUCAAUCAAAUCGAUCGGAAAUGGCGACGGUGAUGGCAAGGAAAUCUUCACAUCUUAUCUUUCGAUCCCUCACUACUACUACUACUACUACUAUGUCACCACUGAAGCAUCCCUCGUCGUCUUGUUCUCCUCGGUUCCUUUCGUCGUCCUCAUCGAAAGAGAAACCGCAAACAUAUCAUCGUUCUGAAGAUGAUGAACCAUCUAUAAGAUCUAGGUUACCUCCAAGGGAAAAAGGUUCACGCGAUGAUCAUCGUAUUAAUGUCGAGAAAUCAAAGACAAUUCCAGGCAGACAUGUAGUUACUCUCACAUUUAAGCCAUUUGCUAGAUGAAUGUGUCAACCUAUGCUGGGGUUAUAAAGAUUCUAAGUUCGAUUGCAAAAUGCUAUUCCCAUGGUUAGCAUUCUGAAGACCAAAGGAAGUUUAAUUUUUCGUUUUGGACGUACACUUGAAGUACAACUCUGAUAAAAACAUUCUGUAAUGUUGCUUAGUUCACCUUGAAUUAUUGUAUGCAGUAUUUCGAUUGCUUUUAGAAAAUCAACUAUUGUCCUUAUAA
Molecule: messenger RNA, 874 nt
Organism: Papaver somniferum (opium poppy)
Lineage: Eukaryota; Viridiplantae; Streptophyta; Magnoliopsida; Ranunculales; Papaveraceae
Exons: 3
Coding region: 343-651 (102 amino acids)
Source: RefSeq, a predicted model, not a curated record